Messenger RNA from Talaromyces stipitatus ATCC 10500, 934 nucleotides. RefSeq lists its product as uncharacterized. The transcript has 2 exons. The coding region runs from base 311 to 706 and encodes 131 amino acids. Gene Ontology annotation, biological process: protein insertion into mitochondrial outer membrane; mitochondrial outer membrane translocase complex assembly. The record is from RefSeq and is a predicted model, not a curated record. Gene Ontology annotation, cellular component: mitochondrial outer membrane. NCBI's taxonomy places the organism in Eukaryota, Fungi, Ascomycota, Eurotiomycetes, Eurotiales, Trichocomaceae.
GUCGACUUUCGCGAUCUAUUAGCAUUUGUCCCAAUAGUUCCUUCUAUUAUCUAGGUGGCAUCCCUCCAAGGUUUAUUUUUCCUUAUUAUCCUAGCCCCAGAUCUCUUGCCGUUUCGGUUCUCAGGAACACCUUUGUGAGGACCAGAUAUCCAUUAUAUAAGCGGCUAUUCCCCACCAAGUCUACAGGAGCUUGACGUCGAACUACAAUCACAAAACAAACCCUCGACAGUCCACAACCGCCGGCCGGAAGACUCCUAUAAGUGCCUGAACAAAGCCCCUUUGUCAUUAUAUUCGACAAACUCAACACAUUAUGGCUGAAGAUCGAACGAGCGAGCGGAUCGAAUUAUACGAUUCGGGUAUCACUGUUCCUUCCGACUCGGAAAACUACUCAGCCAACAAUGAGCUCUCUUCCUCCCCUCCAUCCACAUCAAGCUCGCCCGUGAUAUUAUAUAAACCCCCGACAUUCUGGAGCAUUUUGCGGGGAACAGCAAUCAACGUUCUACUUCCGUUUGUGAAUGGGUUGAUGCUUGGUCUUGGAGAGUUACUCGCACAUGAAGCUGCCUUCCGUCUAGGCUGGACCAACACAAAAAUUCUCCCAACCUACAGACGUACGACACCUAUUGGGCCCGGAAUCGAAUUGAGGGAAAUUCGCGACCGACGGACGGACCCCCAUGCCAACCUUAGGGAUGCAACAUCCCUUGAAUAGAUCGAUGCCUUGACAGACCGGAUAUCCAUCAAAUAGGAUGCUUUAAACAGCAGGAGGUCUCUUUUUCACAUAUCUUUUGUAUUGACUCGAUGAUUCCAGGGACAUGUACAUAGAAAGGGGCACACUUUGGUUGGCGUUUCCGGCAUUUGUAUUCAGAACGCAGGCAUUGAUACGUUAAUACUGUUACUAACAAAAUAUCUAAAACACCGACUCACAAUUAUACCUUUU